This is a messenger RNA of Triticum aestivum (bread wheat), 1248 nucleotides long. RefSeq lists its product as uncharacterized. NCBI's taxonomy places the organism in Eukaryota, Viridiplantae, Streptophyta, Magnoliopsida, Poales, Poaceae. Bases 72 to 1028 code for a protein of 318 amino acids. The transcript has a single exon. The record is from RefSeq and is a predicted model, not a curated record.
AAGUGGUGCCAAACCGGCCGGUGUUGCUAACAUCUUUGUAGAACCAAGUAGCUAGUACCACUCAGCUAACAAUGGUGGGUGUGGGUAUGGGUUCCACAAAGCGUGGCCUUGUGUGGUGCGUCGGCCUGCUCGUCGCCGGGCUUGUCCUCCUGGCGGCGGAGGCAGAUUUCUGCUCCGAGGACUGCCGUGGCAAGACCCAUUUCUUGGGCUGUGCCCGUCGGUGCAGAUCUCAGCUUGAGGUUCUGGCGGCCAUGGCGGCGCGGCUCUCGGAUGCAUGCCAGGACUUUUGCCAUAGCCACGAGCACUUUGACUGGUGCGUCCGUCGCUGCCGGUUUGGGCCGCAUCUUAGGCUUGCCGCUGCCGGUGGGGAAUCAGAAGAAGCAAGCGGAGGAGGAAAUGAUGACCUGAGGGCGACGGCGGCGGCGAGGAUCCCGGACAGAUGCGUAUUCUUCUGCGGUGACCGGGUCCGGGUGGAGGACUUCAACUCAUGCCUCUUUACCUGCCGGACCGGAGCGCCCGUGCAUCAUAAGUUUGCCGGCGGUGGGGCCGGGGAAUCAACGACACAAGAAGAAGAAGAAGAAGAAGCGCCAGGAGGAGCGGUUCAUGUCCGGGCGGCGGCGGCACAGGUGCAGCAUGAGGCUGCUGCUGCAGCACAGCCGAUGAAUACCGACCCGUGCGAGGCCUACUGCAAAACGCAUGCUCGAGAUUUUCCCGCCAAGUACGAUGUCUGCGUGCGCCAGUGCCGUUCUGGUGGGCACCCAGGAGGGGAAACAAUGGCACAAGAUGAAGAAGCAAUCCGAGGAUCAGCAGUUGAUGUCUCGGCGCCGGCGGCAAAUGAGGCUGUCGCAGCAGGAGCACGGCCGAUGAAAAAUACCGACCCGUGCGAUGACUACUGCGUGGAGCAAACUCGUUAUUUUCCCAGGCCCGGGCAGUUCUUCGAUUGCGUCGAGGAGUGCCACGCUGGUCACGGUAGGCUCGCCGGCGACGGCAGGAGUGGGAUCCUCCGCCGCGUCAAGCAAGAAUCAUAGAAGAAGGACGGCGAAGCACCGGCAACAUAGCCAUGGAAGACUCUUAUCUCUUGAUGAGCUUAUAUUAAGCUAGCUCGUUUCUUUUUCAAAAUAAAUAACGGUCGAUUGGCCGUGCGUGCCGGUGGAGUCUGUUCCUGUGCCGUCGCGAUCUCUAGUUGCUUGCUUUAGUUCUGUUACUAUGUAAGUUACAAAUAAAUUUAUGGAAUUGCAGAAUGAUAUA